ACCCACCCACCUACCCAUCCAUUCAUCCAUCCCUCCACCCCGGCUGCGGGGACCCAGCGGGGCAGCAAGGUGCGGAGCGAGUCCUGGAGCAGGCUGCAGGGAUCAUGCCGCGGGGGCUACGCCUCGGCAUCGCUUUCUCCUCGCCCUCCAUGGAGCCCAGACCUUCUCUACAAUGACUUUCCCUGAGCUGAGCAAUGGCAGCUUGAGUGGGAACCGGACGGGACAGGGUGGCCAGAGCGGUGCCAACCGGUCCUGGGGGCUGCAAGGUGAGGAGACCCCCCAAGGCAACGGCACCACGCUGACUUUCGCCUUGGAUGUGCAGGCGGUGGGCGUUGGGGUCUUCCUGGCCGUCUUCAUCCUCUCGGCCAUCGUGGGGAACAUCCUCGUCAUCCUCUCGGUGGCUUGCAACCGGCACCUGCAGACAGUCACCAACUACUUCAUUGUCAACCUGGCCAUUGCCGACCUGCUGCUCAGCACCACCGUGCUGCCCUUCUCGGCCACCUUGGAGGUGCUAGGCUUCUGGGUGUUUGGGCGCAUCUUCUGCAACAUCUGGGCAGCGGUGGACGUGCUGUGCUGCUCUGCCUCCAUCAUGAGCCUGUGCAUCAUCUCUGUGGACAGGUACAUUGGUGUCAAGUACUCCCUUAAGUACCCCACAAUCAUGACUGAGAGGAAGGCGGGGGUCAUCCUCGUGGUGGUCUGGCUCUCCUCCAUGGUCAUCUCCAUUGGGCCACUGCUGGGAUGGAAGGAGCCACCACCGCCAGAUGAGAGCAUCUGUAGCAUCACAGAAGAGCCGGGCUAUGCCCUGUUUUCCUCCCUCUUCUCCUUCUACCUGCCCCUCAUGGUCAUCCUGGUGAUGUACUUCAGGAUCUACGUGGUGGCCAGGCGCACCACACGGAGCUUGGAAGCAGGGGUCAAGAAGGAGAGGAAUAAAUCCAUGGAGGUGGUACUGCGCAUCCACUGCCGCAGCGUAAUGGAGGAGCCUCUCUCCAGCACUAGGAGCAAGGGGCACAACUUCAGGAGCUCCCUCUCUGUGCGACUCCUCAAGUUCUCCCGUGAGAAAAAAGCAGCCAAGACUCUCGCCAUCGUCGUGGGUGUUUUCAUCCUCUGCUGGUUCCCCUUCUUCUUCAUCCUGCCUUUUGGUUCUUUCUUCCCAUCUCUGAAGCCCUCUGAAAUUGUCUUCAAGAUCAUCUUCUGGCUGGGAUACUUCAACAGCUGCGUGAACCCCAUCAUCUACCCCUGCUCCAGCAAAGAGUUCAAGCGAGCUUUCAUCAGGCUGCUCAAGUGCCAAUGCCACCACAGAAGACGGCCCAUUUGGCGUGUCUAUGACCACCACUGGCGAGGAGCCUCCAUGAACAGCUCGGUGCAAGACUCUGAGACAGACCUGAGACCCAGGAUUAACACCCUGAACAGCUCGUUCAUAUUUAACUCCUCCUUGCAGGAGAGAGCCAGUAAGAGGCGAACACUCAGCUUCAAGGGCUGGAAAAUGCUCACUCCGUUCCAGAAACCAGCAUCCACCCAGCUGAAGGAGAAGAUGAACAGCCUUUCUAACAAAAUCCGGGGUGGCUCCAGCAAAGGGGGGGUGACAGCCACCUACAAAACCGAGGUGGAGUCUGUCUCUAUUGGGAUCCCUCAUGACUUCACAGAAACCAUUGACUAUCAAACCUAUGACUUAACAGACUGCUGCGGGCUGAGGGAAACAGAUAUUUGAAGCCACUGGGACAGCUGUCCAUGGUUUCUUUAGAGGUAUCUAGCAGAAGCGUGAAGGGGUAUCAUCUGUGGGUCUGUCAGGCAGACUGGAAGCAGCAAUCAGGUAUAAAAUGCAGUUGCCCAAAGGUUAUACAAGCAUCCCCUACGCAGAGCUCAGCCCCUUCUGUGGGAUGAUGGGUUCCUCAAACAAAAGCCAAUAGCAUAUCCCAUUUCAAUAAGCCACAGCAGGAGGGGAAGAUGUGGGGUGGAUAUGGCCUUAGGACAAGAGCUGUUUCCUCCAAUGGAUGAUUAUCUUUGGCUCUGGAAGAAGCUGUGCAAUUAAGGGAAAUCAGGAUGUCUCCUUUGCCUUAAAAACACCACCAUAAAAUCUAAUGGAAAGAUCAAACCCCAAAAGAUGCCAACCCUGCCUUAGUACGUGUGAUCACGUUUCCAUCCAGAGGCACCACCCAGAAAGGACAGUGCUGAGCUGUAGCUAGCUCUGAUCCUUUAGAUAAUGGGUUGGGAGCUUGCAGGUCUGCAAGGACAGGACCUCCAGACAGGACCUCCAGCAAAGGCAUUUAUUUUGGAGGGCAAGCAGACUGUCGUGUUCCCAAGCAGGGUGGGGGGAUCUUGGCUCUCAGUCAUCACGUCUGCAGCAACCACAGCUUUACCCCUUCCGCAUAACCUGGGUUUAGGCCAGAGGAGCAGUCCAGAUGCAUACACUGAUGCCAGCAGGUGUGCAGGUCUCUCUUUCUAAUUCCAACUCCUGAUACAUUUCUCAUUUCACUUUCUGGUGAAACACUUGCAGCCCACCUUGCUCUAGUGCACAUUCCUCUGUGAUACAGAAAGAAAGCGGCUGCUUUUGGUGUCAGUCAUUCCCAGCCUUUUCUGUCCCCUUCUUGCUCUUUUUGUUGUCUCGCUCAAACACCACGGAAUAAAGACACAUCCCAGGGGCUUCGCUCAGGCCCAUGUCAGCCUGCCCUGUGGCUCAGGAAAGGUCGAUUGCUGAGUUUGGGGUCUGUUCCUAUUACCCGUAGAGUCAAAGCUAAACUGGAGCUGACAUGCAGUUGAAGUUCCCUCAUGUAGACGGAUCUUCUCCUCAUCCAGGGGCACACCCGUGACUCUUCUCCCAAGUGGCUUCUCAUAUACCUGGUACAUCGAAGCCUUUGGUGGCUAUCAACAAUUGCCCUUGGUUAUAUCCGCUAGCAUGGUCAAAAGAAAUGCCAAUAAGGGGUUUUUUUGCCCUGCUCACAGCCCCAGAGCAUGAUGUCCCACAGAAGUGCACUGUGGCCUCCUCCAGACACCUCAGGGAGGUGGGAGCCAUGACCUGCCUCAGCCAGGCUCACACAAAUCAUGCUUUGCAACUCAGAAAAUGGUCACCCAAACUCUACUUGGCCAUGUACUGCAGGCACUGGUUUUAUCAACUUUCACACAGGCAAUAAGCUACAAAAAGCUGUCAUCAGAUUAAGCUGUGAGAAGGGGCAGAACACACGUAGGUGGGGAGGCAAAGUCUGGAUCUGAGGUGCAGUGUCUCAAGCCAGGUGACUAAAGAAUAGGAACAUGAAGUCAAGAGGUGGAAACAUGGCACUCAGUGUGUCCUGGAUGGAAACCCAUCCACUUCAGCACUCUAUCCCUCAAACCCAUUGGGAGUCUUUCAUGAAUGAGCCUACAGCACAUCUAGCUAAUCUUCUUAAGGGUGGCUACCAAAGGAAAAUGAAAGGCUCCUAGGCAGAGCAAAGAGAACGCCACCUUUCUUUCUGAUGUCCAUUUGCUUUAAAGGAAAUCAAAACAGAGGAAAAGGUUUUUUUUUUACUUUUUCAUACUGUGCAUACUGGGACGUGAUAUCUGAAGUUGGCCCUGUCUCAACACCCUUAACAACAUUCUGCCCUUUACUCCAUGCAAGACUCCAAACUGGAUGAAUUACUGCACAAAGACCUGCAGAUUUUAUCCAAAUAUUUUCCUGCCAGCAGCAAAUGGCACCAAGGCACACGGGCAGCAUUGCACCUGCACCAAACCCAGACUCAUUACUGUCUGCAUGUUAGCCAGCAUCUGCAAAAUCAGCCAGAGGUUGCUAGGUUAAGAAGUUCAAAGCAAGGACCCAAUACCCCAUGAGAACCUCUGUGUGGAAAUGCAUCUUUUUUCCCCCCAUUUCUUUGGCCUUCAAGGAAAGUGAGUCCCUACAGUGAUAACAGGGUGACACAGAAAGACAUUUUGCAGCCUAAGGUCUGCAGCUGCCACGAGUUUCCUGGGCUUUUGGGGGAUCCUAAUGGGAGAGUACACUGCUGGCACUGGGGACAUAGCAGAGAAGGUAUCAGGGAGAGGGUGAUUGCUGAAGAGCAGAGAUGUUUGGAAGGUCAAAGUGAAAGCAUUAUCCCUCCUGCCUUCCAUCACCUCUCGGGAUCCACGUGCACACAUGCCACUGUUGGAGGGAGAAAAUGCACCCAGAUCUGCAUUGUUGGACCCUGUUUGGGUGACACUGUCUUACAGGUCUAACCCGUGCAAGUGUAUAAUGUAAGCAAUUUGCGGGCACAGUUUAGAAUGAGCUGAUAGAGAAAUCAUCAGAAGUGAAAGUCUAGUCAAGGAGGAAGAUGGACAUCCGCUAUUAAGUGCUUUCUGAUGCUCAGGAGCAGAUUUAUUUGGUGUCUUUCCACAGCCAGGCACCCACAGACACAGUAAUGUGCACCCGUGACCAUACAAUUACGCAUACACACUUUACUAUACUUAUAUAUGUGCGUCAUCCCCAAAAUAGCAGACAUCCUCCUAUAAUGGGCAGACAUUCUCCCAGAAAUGGAGACUUUGCAGGGGCUUUUAGCAAUUGCUGACAUUCCCAUGAAUGAGUUGACAUUAUUGCUUUUGCUUCUCCCUGAUGUUUUAAAUAUACUUUUUCCUUUUCUUUUUUUUUUUCCAAUUUUGAAAUACUUAUAUUUACAGCCUCUAGCCCCUUGACAGCACCCAGAAGGGAAAGAUGGAUUAGUCUGGAUGUUUCCUGCUUCUCCAUCCCAAUUCUUAACAGGCCUACAAGGGAGAAAAUAAGGAUAAAGUCGGUUUAAGCACACAUAUGCAUACACACACAUAAAUGCCUCAGCUCUGGCUCUUUUACUUACUGCAUUUGAUCUGGCCCCAAGAAAUACCCUAGACGGUGCUGUAGGUGACUCUGGAGCUCUGCUGUGUUGCAUUCAGGCAAAAUACUGGUUUCCCACCUAAUCCAGAGCCCCCUUUCAUUUAGUAUUUUCGUCAGAAGCAGCAAUGUCUCUGGACUCUGAGGCUGUUCAUGUGGAACUUGAUGUAGAGUAGACAAAGAUGCCUUUGCUGGCAGGGAAGAAGGACAAUGUAUGAAAUAUGACCCGAGUAUCUAAAAUUCUGCAUUUCUUUUUGAUUCCCUUAACCUCCAAGGUCUCCCAGGUUUGGAAAAAGGGGCUCAAACUUUCAGGAGGUGAAUUUGGUCUGAUCCCACUGACUCCCCUGGCCCCACAAGGGUAUAAGUAGCUGAGGGUAUGGCCCUGUUUCUCCAAAUCUGCCAAGCAGGCCAUUUCCCAGCACACCUCUACCUUGGUCACCCAGCAGCUCUCACCUCAAUGCACUGGCUUCAUGUCACUGUUGCAUCGUCAGACCUCACUGCUUCAACAAACUGAGUGCUGAAGAUGGUGAACAGCCGCUUUUAACGUCUGUAGACUCUCACGAGUCCUAUUUAAGGGAGAAGGAAGGUCUGUCAGCCUGAGCUGGACUGCCGUUGGGUUGCAUUACUAUUGUUUACAGUGUGUAUAUAAGUGUACAUUUUCUUUAGCAGACAUUGGAAUUUUUUAUGUAUAGAUUUUUAUUUUUCAUCCCCAGAUGUAUUUAUUAGCCAGAGUAUUUCUGUUUUGUGAUUCAAGUUCUGUCAGAUUGAUGUAAGCUCUAUGAAACAGAAUGCACAUAUUUUUGUUUCUUUGUACCAAAUACAUGCACAAACCUGUCUAAAACGCC
Molecule: messenger RNA, 5649 nt
Organism: Falco peregrinus (peregrine falcon)
Lineage: Eukaryota; Metazoa; Chordata; Aves; Falconiformes; Falconidae
Gene: ADRA1D
Product: adrenoceptor alpha 1D
Exons: 2
Coding region: 173-1708 (511 amino acids)
Biological process (GO): adenylate cyclase-activating adrenergic receptor signaling pathway; phospholipase C-activating G protein-coupled receptor signaling pathway; cell-cell signaling
Cellular component (GO): membrane
Molecular function (GO): alpha1-adrenergic receptor activity
Source: RefSeq, a predicted model, not a curated record